Messenger RNA from Microcebus murinus (gray mouse lemur), 2195 nucleotides. NCBI's taxonomy places the organism in Eukaryota, Metazoa, Chordata, Mammalia, Primates, Cheirogaleidae. The record is from RefSeq and is a predicted model, not a curated record.
GUCUGACACCUGGCUUGAGCAGCCCCAUUUUACAGAGGAGCUCAGCUGAGUGGCUCAGCUAAGUGGCUGCUGCGGCCUCCGUGAGGCUGGAGCCCUGGAGCCGCCAGUGAUGUCUCAAGGACCGAGUAGUGAUCUCCUAGUGUGGGGGGUGAUCUGGGUUUUGACCUGUGAGAUAAAAGUCUCUUUCCUUUUCUGUUCUCCUGGAUUUACUUCUUCAGGUCAGCUCUGGCUCUAGCGUAGAGAGGCAGAUGUUUGUUUGUUUGUUAUCUGGCCCUCUGGUAGUUUGCUUCAGAAGUGGAGGAGAUUUAGCGAGGCAACACUGGGGAGGACCCUCAAACCUUACUGCCCAGGCCCACACCUACAGAGGGAGUGGAAAGCGGCAGGAGCCCCAGCCUGUCACAGUUGCCACUCUGAAACCUUCCGGUGCUCCCCGUGUGUUGCCAGGUGUCUGUCCGACUCAGGCGCCCACCGCGAAAGGACACCUGUCCCAUCGCAGCCUUCCCAGCGUCCCCUCCUUCUGCAGAAGUUUCUAAGGGCCAUUGGCAUCUCCUCCGUGGGAAGACCAGGGGAACCGCAAGGCGUGGCAUUGGAUUCUGAGAAGCUCGUGGCGGCAUCGUCCCCACACAGACGCUGGACGGCUCUGACGGGAGCAGAGAGAACGGAGCCCCGGGCACGAUCUCCAGGGGGAGCCUCUUGCGAACCAGCCCACCAGGACCUCUCCCAGGAAGCCUCGUGAGGCAGCCGCCAGGAUGUCCAACCCCUUUCUCAAGCAAGUCUUCAACAAGGACAAGACAUUCCGCCCGAAGCGCAAGUUCGAGCCAGGCACCCAGCGCUUCGAGCUGCACAAGAAGGCGCAGGCGUCGCUGAAUGCGGGUCUGGACCUGAGGCUGGCAGUGCAGCUGCCCCCGGGCGAGGACCUCAACGACUGGGUGGCCGUGCACGUGGUGGACUUCUUCAACCGCGUCAACCUCAUCUACGGCACCAUCAGCGACGGCUGCACGGAGGAGUCCUGCCCAGUCAUGUCAGGGGGCCCCAAGUACGAGUACCGCUGGCAGGACGAGCACAGGUUCCGCAAGCCCACGGCGCUGUCCGCGCCACGGUACAUGGACCUGCUCAUGGACUGGAUCGAGGUGCAGAUCAACAACGAGGACCUGUUCCCCACCAACGUCGGCACACCGUUCCCCAGGAACUUCUUGCAGGCCGUGCGGAAGAUCCUGUCUCGGCUGUUCCGCGUGUUCGUGCACGUCUACAUCCACCACUUCGACCGCAUCGCGCAGAUGGGCUCCGAGGCGCACGUGAACACCUGCUACAAGCACUUCUACUACUUCGUCAGGGAGUUCGGCCUCAUCGACACCAAGGAGCUGGAGCCGCUGAAAGAAAUGACCGCUCGGAUGUGCCACUAAGACCCCCGAGGGCGCCUCAGCACCUGAACCCUCCCCCCCAGGCUGCAGAGACUUGGAGGAGGACGCCUGGGGACAGCAGCGUCUCUCUCCGACCCGAGCACCUCGGGAGCUUUUCAUCCCUCGAACCUGUGCUCCUGCCGCUGUCGGGGUGUCACCAGGAGACCCCAGCCCUGGACGGCGGGUUCCUUCCCCCCACUCUCGAGCCUGGCCACAGAGGGCCGGCAGGCCCAGCGCCCGCCUCUCUGAGCCUAUCUCCCGCCUGUGAAGUAGGAUUGAACCUGAACUCUAAUUCUGUGUGUUGUCAGCAACCGGAAAACCCUGUGUUUUUAAACCACUUGCAUUUCUCAGUGAACUGGAGGGCGUCCUGAGCUGCCCCAGCCCUAGGUGGCCUCCAGCCUCCCGAGAAAUUCCGUCCCCACUCUGGCCCCCACCCCAACCUGCCUGGCCCCCGCUGGGUGCCGGGUAGGCAUGGCCUUGGCCCUGCCUGGAGGGGAGAGGAUGGCACUCCCCGGCCAGCGGAGGGCGGAAUCCGCCUCUGCCCGGCCUCGGAGCCCCGGCUCCUCUCAGCGCCCACUAGAGCCGCUGCUGAGCCCACACAAAGGUACGACGUGGCUGCUCGCCCUGCUUUUCCUCACCACUCCCGUCGCCACAGUCCCCCCCGAGUGUGCCACUCGCUCUCUGGGGUUCCCUGGACGCCGGGACUCCAGGUCCUGCGUCCUACAUUUGAGUCAGUUCCUAAGCGCGCCCCUCUGUGUGUCAUAAAGGAUCCUAACUUUUAUAUGGUUUCAUUGA